GGAGCAGGCAGGGCCAUUCCCCUGGGCCUUGCUGUGCGCCCAGAGAUUGCAACCCCUGGGGAACGCUGCACCUGACUAUGCAUUUCCUGACACUGCAGGAGGAGCCGGAUUGCGCUGUGCAGCAAACAGGAAGCCGCUGGCUGGCCCCAUGGCACCGGAAGCAGGUGAAGGCCGGGCGGCUGCAGGGCUGUGCUGGGGUAGAUCUGAGUGCCAUGGGGAGCUUCUCUAGAGAGCCGGCUGUUCACCGCUUAGCAAACAAGAUGGGAGAAGAGCCCACCUUGGCUUAACUGAACCUUUCAAAGCAAAGUCAGGUGCAUCAGGAACCCCAGUGCAUGGUUCCUGGUGGAUGGUGACAUGGAUGCGGCCGGUCCUUCCAGCCACACGGAGCCUGUGGACCUCCUGGCUCCUUAUGCUGCAGAAGCUCCAGACUGUAGGCCUGGAGAAAGCCUCUUUAGGAUUCAAGAUGCAAUUGUGUUCUCUGACAAUUACACAGACCCGGGCAGUGCCUUAUAUGCCCAGUGCCCUGAGGGCCCGGAGGGCCACAGUGCUGGCAGCUGCUCCUUGGAAGUUGCUGCCGGGGACCGCGAGACAUCUCUGGAAGAAUCUGCUGGCCUUGGGGGUGGAGAGACGCCGGGCACCGUGGGGAAUAUACUUGGUUCGGAGAUCCCUGCUGUUGAAUCUCCACCCUCUCCAGCAGAGAACCUGAAUGCCCAGGAUGAGGAGAAGAAUGACGCUGCCCAAGCGCUGUUCUGGGCUGGGAUCCUCCAAGCUCAGCUGUGUGUGCUGGACCUGCAAGGGGAGCUGGAGAAGCAAGAAGAGCCUGUCACUGAGCUAAGCAGCUCGUCCCGGGGCCCCGAGGAUGCACUGAGCUGUGCCCCAACUGCACAGGGCUUGCCCAUCUCCUGGGAGCCGCUGGACGAAAGAGCCACCGCGGCCAGCGACAGCGAUGAUGGGCAAGAGGCCGGCUCGGGAAGGCAGGAGGAGGAGAGCUUGUCAUCCGAGGAGGAGGAGGGGGAGGAGGUGGAAGAACAGUGCCUCUUCUACAACAACCCACUCUUCCAGGAGAGCCCGUGCCCCACAGGGACCAGCCCCUCUGACGGCACUGCCUUGUGGAGCACCGCCGAGGGGUAUCAUGCUGGUUCCAGCGAUGAGACCCACAGGGCUCCCCAGGACGAGCCGGUGUCAGGCAGCCAGCGGGAGGAAGUGCUCUGGUGCCCAUUGGCCGAGGCGGAUGAACCGGGAGCUGAGGAUGAGGUGCCGUGCGAUGUCCCAGCCUACACGAUGCACUGCAGCACCUGGGCCCCCUUGGUGAUCACGGAACAGAACAUCGACGAGUCCCGCUCGAUGGCCGAGGACCUGGAGGCCCCGGGCCACCCCUCCGACCAGCUGGCAGAUGGAGCCGUCUGCCGCCCCCCGGUUCUCCUGUGCGGUGUGGAGUUGGGUCUCAGUGGUGCUCUGGACCCGCCCGAGGGCGGCUUGCUGUUUUCAGCUUCCGGCACCUCUGUGAUAUCGGCCCUGCUGCACGAGGAAGACUGGGACCACCCCAGCCCCUGCAAGCUCCGGCCCGAGUCCCCUGCGGGCGGAGGCAGCCGGAACCCCCAGGUCUCCCAGCAGCAUACCGUGGAACCUGCUCAGUGCCAGGAGGUGGAUUUGGGGCUGCCAGCCCCUGGCCGUGGCAGCCCUGCUCCCCCCUGCCUGGUGGCGAAGGCAUCCCAGAGCACUUCCUGCCCGCGAGGGGAAGUCACUGAGGCUGAGUCCCCAGCUGAGUCGCUUGACGCAGCGGAGGGGAAGCCGGGCGGCGAGGCGCAGGGGCAGGAGAUGGAGGAACAAUCCCCCGCGCCUGCAGAUGAGCCUGUGCUGGAGGAGGAGGGCAGGCUGGAGCCCACCCCGGGGUGUCCCAAGGAGGAGGAUGCAGGGGAGAAGCCAGGAGACCCAGAAGUGUUGCAGCCCGACGGGGCCCUCCUUGCCAACGGGGCCUCCGGGGACCAGGGGGCAGCUCAGCGGCUGGCAGCAAGACUUUACCACCUGGACGGCUUCAAGAGGUCGCAGGUGGCCUCCUACCUCAGGAAGAACAACGAGUAGCGGCAGGUGGCGGAGAAGUACCUCGCUUCUUCAGUCAGCAGGCAGACUCUGGACCAGCGCUCAGGUCCUUCCUCAAGGCCUUCGUGCUGGACUGGGAGACGCAAGGAGCGGGAGCGGAUCCUCAGACACUUCUCUAGAGCGCUACCAUCUCAGCAACCCCGACGCCUUCCCCUCGGCAGAUGCUGUGCACACCUUGACCUGCCCCUCAUGCUGCUCAAUACGGACCUGCAUGGGCAGAACAUCGGCCGCAGCAUGACCUGCCACGAGUUUGUAACCAACCUUGAUGGUAUGAGGGACGGGCAGAACUUCCCCAAGGAUCAGCUCAAGGCGCUGUAUCACUCCAUCCGCAACGAGAAGCUGGAGUGGGCCGUGGACGAGGAGGAGCUGGUCAGUGCCCUGACGCCCCAGCCGCCCAGCACCCCGUCCAGCCGGAAGAAAAGUAACCCCUUCCUGACACUGAGCCAGGACGCCAAGGCCGCCACGUACAAGGAGGGGCAGCUCGCCCGCAAGGUGCACGCUGAAGCCGAUGGCAAGAAGACACCCUGGGGGAAGCGAGGCUGGAAAACCUUCUACACGGUGCUCAAGGGGAUGGUGCUCUACUUCCUCAAGGAUGAGACCCGGGUUGAUGUGUCAGGCGUGGAGGAGCCAAUCGGGGUGCACCAUGCGCUAGCCGAGAGAGCCUCCAAGUACAACAAGCGGCCACAUGUCUUCCGCCUCCAGACGGCCGACUGGCGCGUCUUCCUCUUCCAGGCGCUAAGCGCCGAGGAGAUGAGCUCCUGGAUCUCCCGCAUCAACCUGGUGGCCGCCAUGUUCUCAUCUCCACCCUUCCCGGCGGCUGUGGGCUCCCAGCGCAAGUUCAUCCGGCCCAUCCUGCCCACAGCACAGAGCCGCAGCUCCCUGGAGGAGCAGCACCAGGCCCAUGAGGGGUGGAUGGACAAGUUCUCGGAAGAGCUGAACGAGCACCAGCGGAACCUGCCCGACAAGCGUGGCCGGGGUCGUGACCUGGAGGAGUAUCGGCUCAAGAAGGAGUAUCUGGUCUACGAGAAGUGCCGCUAUGAGACCUAUGUGAAGCUGCUGGAGGUGCGGCUGUGCGGGGGCUCUGAGGAGCUGGAGAAGUGGGAAGCGCGGCUCGGGGGCCCCGACUCGGCUGACGAGGGGCUCGGCCUCACCAAGUCGCACUCCAGCCCCUCGCUCAACCUGGACCCACCGCCUGCUGGCGUGAAGGUCAAACGCAACAUCUCGGAGCGCAGGACGGUCCGGAAGAUCAUCCCCAAGCGCAACAAGCAGCUGCUGUGACCCCCGCCAGGGCGCCCAGGGACACCCCCGGGCAUUCACCCCAGCACAAGGUACGAGCUGUCACCCCGACUUGAACCCAAGGCUCAUGGGACACGAUGGCACCGACAGCACGGAGCCCCCAGGUGGCGCCAGCAUCUCAGCAAUGGGGGGUCAUGAAGGCACCAAGGGUCGGUGCCCCCCCCAGGGGUCCCAGCCCAGGACUCUGAGCCCUGCCCUUGGAACGGGAGGGGCACCGGGCUCUGUCCAUGUGUCCCUGCCAGGAGGCAGCGCUGCCUUGAUGGACCUGGACUGGGCUGGGGGCACCUGGUGCAGGACAGUCCAUCCCGCCAGCUGAGCUGGGCUCUGCGGCCCCCCCAGGGCACUGCACCCCCCACGCCAUCUCCUGUUCUCAGAGACUGGCAGCCACCAGAGCAAUAAACCAGAGCGAGCCAUGGAA
Dermochelys coriacea (leatherback sea turtle) is the source of this 3814-nucleotide messenger RNA. It is a transcript of the gene PSD4, whose product is annotated as pleckstrin and Sec7 domain containing 4. Gene Ontology annotation, cellular component: ruffle membrane. The record is from RefSeq and is a predicted model, not a curated record. Gene Ontology annotation, molecular function: protein binding; phospholipid binding; guanyl-nucleotide exchange factor activity. Gene Ontology annotation, biological process: regulation of ARF protein signal transduction. Lineage: Eukaryota; Metazoa; Chordata; Testudines; Dermochelyidae.